Molecule: messenger RNA, 121 nt
Organism: Racocetra fulgida
Lineage: Eukaryota; Fungi; Glomeromycota; Glomeromycetes; Diversisporales; Gigasporaceae
Source: the annotation of a GenBank genome assembly
UUAUUCCAAUUUUGGAUAUAAAUUCAGAAACCGCCUUACUUAAAAUUUUUCUACUCAAUAAUUUGCGAGUUGGAAGAGUAAUUUUAGAGUUAAGAUAUUUAAAAGCAGCUAAUGAAUCUAA